Botrytis sinoallii is the source of this 438-nucleotide messenger RNA. RefSeq lists its product as uncharacterized. The record is from RefSeq and is a predicted model, not a curated record. The transcript has a single exon. Lineage: Eukaryota; Fungi; Ascomycota; Leotiomycetes; Helotiales; Sclerotiniaceae. The coding region runs from base 1 to 438 and encodes 145 amino acids.
AUGGCUACUCAACUCAGUCAAAUCUAUGAAACCGUUCACACUCUCAUCGGGCCAUUCAUACCCUUUCUUGUACCCAUCAACUUUUACAUCAACCUACGGUUCUUAUCUCACCAAAAAUGGAAAACGAGUGCAGCUAGCAAUGUUGUUAAUAUAGCAAAUAUCAUACAACUUCUGAGCCGAUCACUACCGCGGGUAUUACUGACAUUCUGGAGCAUGAAUGGGGACUUUGUCGGGCAAUGGACGGUUUGGACGGAGACUGGACUAAUUAUUUUGGCUCUUCUGAUAUGGGGCUCAGAAUGGGAUAUUGAUGAAGGAUCGAUUGAUGAGAUGCUAGAUGAUUGGUGGGCUACAUCUGCCGACAGAAACGAGCAAAGAAAGGUUGAGGAACAACGAGAGAAGGAGUCUGAUAAGGGAGGAAUUGCUGUUGAGUGCCAAUGA